AACAAACCUCUAGUUUUAUUUGCAUCUUUUGAUCUAUACUUGCAGGUUUUUAUCCCGAUGACCACUUAACUUAUAGGCCUAAGGUAGGUAGGUGAGUGGGUCCGAUCAGAAUUUUCCAUCGUUGCUGGGUGUGGUUUGUUGACAUUCUUCGGACGAGUCGGGACAAACAGGGAGGGCUCGAUCAGCAAACGAAAACAGAUGCUUGUUCCGGUUUAAGCUCUGAUUUCCAACCGGUGCCGGUUACUAGCUGAUCGUACUGCUCCAGGAUGGCACUGACGGCAGGACUCCUCUUCAGACAGCUGUUUGAGUCAGAGAGCUGCACGUACACCUACCUGCUGGCAGAUACUGAGACCAAGGAGGCUGUCCUCAUUGAUCCUGUGCUGGAGACCAUUGAGCGAGACCUGAAGCUCAUAAAGGAGCUUGGACUCAAUCUAACAGUGGCAGUUAACACCCACUGCCACGCAGACCACAUAACAAGCACUGGACUGAUGAAGCAAAGAGUGGCUGGGCUGAAGAGUGCCAUCUCCAAAUUCAGUGGUGCCUGUGCUGAUAUCCAUUUAAAAGAGGGAGACAAGAUCACCUUUGGAAGACACUGUCUGACUGUGAGAGAGACACCAGGACACACCGAUGGGUGUAUAACGCUGGUAACUGGGGAUCAGAGCAUGGCUUUCACUGGUGACGCUCUCCUCAUCAGAGGCUGUGGCAGGACAGACUUCCAGCAGGGUUGUCCCAAAAAGCUUUACCAGUCAAUCCACGGGAAAAUCUUCACCCUGCCUGAUGAGUGCCUCAUCUACCCAGCACAUGACUACUUAGGUCAGACGGCUUCUACAGUUGGUGAGGAGCGCAAGUUUAACCCACGCUUGACUAAAGGCAUAGAGGGGUUCGUGGAGAUCAUGAACAACCUGAACCUCCCCAAGCCGAAAAAAAUAGAUAUUUCAGUGCCUGCUAAUCUGGUUUGUGGAUUGCAUCAAGUUUGAAUGCAAGAAAAAGACUUCUAAUAGAAUCAAGCUACACCGCUGCUAAGUGAUUGAUGAUUACAUCUUAGCCAAUAUCAAAACUGCUUACCAUAGCCUGCUUUAUUGUUGUUUUCUGUGUAAAUGUAAAAGUUUAUACUAUGCUGUUAUAAUUUAAGCUACUGACAUUGAUUAAAUUUGCAUUUGUCUAUUUUAGAUGUUGGAAAUGUUUUAAACAUCUGUGUAUGAUUAAAAACACUAAUAGUAUGUUUUGUUAAUAGUUUAAAAUUGUUUACAUUUUAAUGUAUUCUUUAUUCAGAUGUGUUAUGAAUUGCAGAAUUGGGGAGGAAAUUUAUGAGUAGGAAAACUCAGAUAGGAAUGUUCCAUUCAAGGUUUGGUUUAGUAUUCAUGAAUGCUUAACUGGGACAAAUGAGUUCUUCCACAUGGCCUUUUCAGUGAUUCCAGACUCCCCUAGCCAAGGACACACACACACACACACACACACACACACACACACACACACACACACACACACACACACACACACACACACACACACACACUCUUGUUCAGGCGAUGGCUUUUUUGCAUAGCAGGGAAAUAAAACUACACUAUUUGCAUUCACAGUCAUUAAGGGAACAACAUGUCAUGGCCUUCUGUUCAUGAUCUCAUAAGUUCCUUUUGAUGUCAAACAGAAAUGGGUGUGUUUAAAUGUUUAAUAUUAUCUACGUAAGAUAUAUAUAAAAAAAAAAGUGAGCCCAUGGCUGGAAUCAGAUCUACUUCCAGAUUUCCCAGUGACCUGUGCAUGCUGUUCUUGUAUUUAGCAGGUCAUCAACCAGUGAGACAGGUUUAUUUGGGAGUGUUGGCCUCUGACUCAGCCACAGACACUCGCACAUGUGGGAGUAGGCUGUGUGAUCAUAUGAGGAUUGAUCCUGAGCUUCUCGGGGCCUGAGUCAAAAUGUUUUCAAGUGCAUACUCAUUUUUUUUUUCUGUUCACUGGAUUUAAGAGAACCCGCCAUCAGAUUUAGGUUAUUAUGCCUUCUGCAGUUAUGGAUGUUAUGGAUGGGGUCCUUUAAGGUGCAUAUGAAAAUCAACUGUGAUGAUGAUGGUUUGAAGUCUGUAACUGUUUAACAGAAAAUCCAUGUGAAGUUUGUGGAUUAUUUGUUUUUGAUUAGAUCUAGCAUUUAUAAAUGGUUUGACACUUAUAAUUUGCUGUUGCCUGAAAUAUGAAUAUGAAUGCUUCAUAUUCACC
Archocentrus centrarchus (flier cichlid) is the source of this 2205-nucleotide messenger RNA. Its product is annotated as persulfide dioxygenase ETHE1, mitochondrial-like. Gene Ontology annotation, cellular component: mitochondrion. The record is from RefSeq and is a predicted model, not a curated record. Gene Ontology annotation, molecular function: sulfur dioxygenase activity. Bases 267 to 977 code for a protein of 236 amino acids. NCBI's taxonomy places the organism in Eukaryota, Metazoa, Chordata, Actinopteri, Cichliformes, Cichlidae. Gene Ontology annotation, biological process: hydrogen sulfide metabolic process; glutathione metabolic process. The transcript is spliced from 7 exons.